AUGAAAAUCAACAAUUAUGUAUUUGGCAGAGUUACAGACUCGUACCACCACGUUGAAAAGAUAAAAAAUAUUUUUGAAUGUAACAAAGUAAGCAAAUACUUAAAAGAAAUAAAUUUAAUGAAAACGUUUUUUAAUAAUUAUAAGGAAAAAAUUGAUAGGAAUAGUAGUAAAAUAAAGAACGACGUUCAGCUGUUAUUAAGGAAAAAUUAUAUGUCCUUUGAAAAAAAUGUAGAAGAUGAGUUAAUACUAACUAAUAGAUAUAUCUAUUUUGAAAUGAAAACUGAUAAGCAUAUUAUGAUAUGCAGGAAAAGGAUAAAAAGAAAAAUCAUCCAUGAGAUGUAUUUUUAUCUAAGUAACAAAUCGAUAAAUCAGUUGAAGGAGGAAAAUUGUAUAUCCAAAUUGUACUCAGAAAUUGUUGUAAUAUUUCCUUCAAAUUUUAAUAUUAAAUUUUUUAAUAUUUUCAAAAAUAAUUUAUUUUCUUUCAUAGUUGAAAGAAAUGAUUAUCAUUUAAAUCUUUGUUAUUUGUUCAAAGGCACAAUACCAAUUAAGGACAUCCACAUUGAUAAAAUUGAUUCGCUGUAUACUUCUAAUGGUAGUUGUACCAAGGAAGAUGUAGUAAAAUAUAGACUCAGGACAGGGAGGAAAAAGUGCACUAUUCAUAGUAAGCGGUGUGUACAAGGUAAAGAAAAAAAAAUAAAAACAAAAAAAAGGAAAAUUAAAACGAGAAGGGAAAUUAAAAGGAAAAUUAAAACGAGAAGGGAAAUUAAAAGGAAAAUUAAAACGAGAAGGGAAAUUAAAAGGAAAGUUAAAACGAGAAGGGAAAUUAAAAUGAAAGUUAAAACGAGAAGAAAAGUUAAAAUGAAAAUAAUUAAAAAGGGGAAGAACACUUUUAUGGAUGAGAAAUGGGACACGUUUUGUCGUGGUACCCGCUCAAAAACUAACGAAAGGAGCAAAACUUAUGCAACCUCCAACAAACAGAAUGCGAAUUACAGUUGUAGUAAGGGCUUGUACAGAAAUAAAUUUCACAUGAUCAGACGAUGUACCUUCUUAGAGGAAGGAAUACAAAACAUUGAAUUUAUUCCGUUAAAAAAGAAGAACGACUUCCUUUACACACAGUUAAAUGAUAAAUAUAGAUGUAACAAACUCUUUUUAAGCUCAUCUAUUUUCCAUCAAAAGUUAAUAUUCGAAGAAAAGCAAGAAGAAUAUUUCCUGAACAUGUACAAGAGUAAGGAUCAGAAAAGAAUUUUCCUUUUAAGUGGAAGUCAUGUACAUAAUAAUUUGUUUUUGAUCCACGUAAAGGGAAAAAAAAAGAGUAAAAAUUAUCAGCUAAGUAUAAUUCAAUUUGUUGGAGUAUUUUUAAAAGGUAAGUGCUUAUUAGAAAAUUUUUUUAACCAUAUAAUUAUUAUACUUCCCAGAAACAACAACACGGAAAUUUAUUUUUUUGAUUAUAACAAAUUGAGCCGUCUUUUAAGGAGGAAGAAAAAAGGGAGAAGUGAAAAAAAGGCGGCAGUAAAAAGGGAGGAAACGGUGGUACAAAUGAGAAAACGAACGGGGAAACGAAUGGGGCAGUGUACACAGAAACAAUCAGGGCAACACCCAAGGAAACAAAUUUUGUGUUUUCCAAAGUAUUUAGUAUAUCUAACAAGACAAAAGGUAAACAUAAUAAGUAUGUUGACAAAGUUGACAACUCUAAAAAACUGCACACUGCAAGAUUUUGACGUGACCAAAUAUGGAUUAAUUCUGUACAUGUACAGGUAUUUUUUAAAUCCAUUCGUAUGUAUCAUAUAUUUGUUCAGAAAAUUGAUCAGUAGUAAGAUGUUUCGAGAGGGCAGUAACAAUUCCAGUGUGAAGGAGUACAUUUUGAAAAAGCGCCUCCAAGGAAGAGAAGAACAUGAUGAAAACGAAAAACGAGAGGAACGAAUAAUCGGAAAGAUAAAAAUAAUACUUCUGCCAAUCACCAAGGGGGGUAUACUAGGUGGCAUUAACAAUCAAUUUAAAAACCAUCUUGUCUACUUUUCUAUAUCGAAUCCAUUUACGAAUAACAUUAAAUUAGUCUAUAAUUUAAGGGAGGGUAUUCUAUCCUUACCAAAAAAUAUGCACCAAAAAAAAAAAAAAAAAAAAGAACACAAGAAUAUUUUCUUUUCUGGUAAGAAUAACAUAUUAUAUGACAACGAAUUCGAGACGAUUUUUCAAAAAAGGAAAUAUUUUGCAAUAAAAGAUGUAUUUAUAAAUACAACAGGAAUGGAAAGAAUACCAAUUACGCUAAUUUAUAAGAAAAAGAACAAUGUUAAUGUGCAUUGCCGUUGCAAGGAGGAUUACGGAAGUUUUUUUCAGUACCUCAAUGGGGAGGGUACUACCUGCGCAUUGGACGAUCAAACUGGGGAAUUGUCUGCAUCCACAGCAGCAGCACCUGUCACCUUCUUUCCCACUUCUAACCGAUACCCCCCAAAUGCCCACCACUACAGCAUUUACAACAGUAGUGGCCUUCCGCUAUUUGUUCACGCCAGCAAAGUAAUAAUUAACGUAUAUCCUUUUUACAGUCAGGUGAACAGUUGCAGUUACUCAGAUGAGUACUAUUAUUACCUUCUAAAUGAUUAUAUUAUUGUUUAUUUUCAUCUGACUGGUUCAGGUGGAUUUCCCAUGAAGAAGGACAAAUAUAAAUCAAAAACAUAUGAAAAAAUGAGAACAAUUCAAGAUUUAAUUGAUUGUAUUAAUUUUAUUAAAUAUAACAAUAUAAGUGAUACAGAAAAUAUAUCUCUACAUCUUCAUUCCAAUAGUGGAAUGCUUGGGGGAUAUAUACUAAAUCAUUUUAAAAAAAUCGUUCAAACUAUUGUUUUUGUUAACCCCUUCUUAGACUUUUUUAACAAUUUAACUGAUAUGACUAACCCUCAUGUUGCAUCGGAGCACCUGGAAUUCGGUAACUUGGACUUGCGUAACAGCCUAUCCGCUAGGGCGGCUCCCCCUAUCUCUACAACUGCAGCUACAUCCACUACAUCCACUACGUCCACUACGCCCACUACUACCAAUACUUCCAAUACUUCCAAUACUUCCAAUACUUCCAAUACUUCCAGUACUUCCAGUACGUUUACUACUAGCCGAAGGAGGGGCCAAACCACUGCGCGCAGGUUUUCCAAAGCAUUUGUUUGCGACUACUUGUGUAAAAAACGUACUCACAAAAAGGGUUCAAUGAUCUCUUUUCAAAAAAACAGUUUGCUACUCUUAUAUUCCUUAUGUCCUUAUUAUAAUAUAACUCCAAAGUACGAUGAAGUAUAUACAAUGGAAAAAAAUAAAACAAGAUCAAUUAUCUUUCCUUUGACAAAGAAUAGUGAAAAUAUGUUUUUUAAAAAUUCCAUUAUUUUAUAUUUAAACAAAUAUGAUAUAAUAUGUCCUAAUUACAAUUCGAUUAAAUAUAUUUUAAAAUAUAUUAAUUAUAAAAAUGUGGAGGUGAAGCAGUACUACUAUGUUUUUCUAAAUGAUUACAAGCUUUCACUACUAAAUAAAGGGCUUAACUUUUUAAAUUUCCACAAUGAUUCAUGUAGUAUGGACAAACGACUGUACAUUUCCUUUUCAAAAAGAGGUGGGCAUGGCGGUUUUAGUGAUUACUCUUCAUAUAUAAAAAGUGUUAUGGGGAAGAUUUAUGUUCACAUUUUCGAGGGGUAA
This is a messenger RNA of Plasmodium malariae, 3660 nucleotides long. RefSeq names its product conserved Plasmodium protein, unknown function. Gene Ontology annotation, molecular function: serine-type peptidase activity. Gene Ontology annotation, biological process: proteolysis. The transcript has a single exon. The record is from RefSeq and is a predicted model, not a curated record. The coding region runs from base 1 to 3660 and encodes 1219 amino acids. NCBI's taxonomy places the organism in Eukaryota, Apicomplexa, Aconoidasida, Haemosporida, Plasmodiidae.